AUGGGUUCGCCGAUUUCGGGACUCAUCGCCGAGGCGGUCAUACAACGGCUGGAGUCGCUGGUCAUCCGACACCACAGACCGAAAUUCUGGGCCCAGUAUGUGGAUGAUACCUUCGUCGUCAUCGAACGGGAUCAGGUGCUGACAUUCAAAGAACAUCUCAACGCCGUCUUCCCGGACAUUCAAUUUACGAUGGAGGAGGAGGAGGAAAACAACCAGCUGGCCUUCCUGGAUGUCCUCGUAUGCCGCAAAGAUUGUGAUGGAUUAAAGACCAAAGUGUUCAGGAAAGCGACAAAUACGAUGCAAGUACUGAACAUUCGACUGCAACCACCCAAUCAGCCACAUACGCAGUUGUGUAAGGACGCUCUAUCGGCGUGUCGAAACGCACUGCAAUGA
This is a messenger RNA of Spirometra erinaceieuropaei, 393 nucleotides long. Lineage: Eukaryota; Metazoa; Platyhelminthes; Cestoda; Diphyllobothriidea; Diphyllobothriidae. The record is from the annotation of a GenBank genome assembly.